Messenger RNA from Leptopilina heterotoma, 696 nucleotides. RefSeq lists its product as uncharacterized. Bases 1 to 696 code for a protein of 231 amino acids. Lineage: Eukaryota; Metazoa; Arthropoda; Insecta; Hymenoptera; Figitidae. The record is from RefSeq and is a predicted model, not a curated record. The transcript has a single exon.
AUGGCGUUGACUCUUGAACAAUUAAAAAUUAAACGCGGUAGUAUAAAAGCAUCGGUGACGAAAUUUGAAACUGCGUUGAGAAAAAUAAACGAUGAUACUGAUUUAUUUUCAUUAGAUUUAGAAGGUCGCUUGAGCAGACAUAACCCCUUAUGGAAAGAAUUUGAUAAUAUUCAAAAACAAAUAGAAGAGUUAUUACCUGGUGAGGAAAACAAGCAAAUUCAUGAAACAGAACAAUCUUCCUCGCGUACAAAUUCAGUUCAAAAUUUAGAAUCCCAUGAAAUACCAACUCAAAGACGGACGCACUUCCCUUCUCAUUUCCAACUGCUAAAAAUUGAGACACCUGUUUUUCAUGGUACAUUUGACACAUGGCUUGCAUUUUAUGAUUCUUUUAAGUCGAUGUGCCAUGAUAAUCAGGAUAUUCCAAAUAUCAGUAAAUUUAUGUAUUUAAGAGCAUGUUUGAGAGAUGAAGCAUCCGAAGUCAUUGCGUCGCUAGAAACAACUGCUGAUAAUUAUUUGAUUGCUUGGGAACUUUUAAAGAAUCGUUAUGAUAAUCGCAAGUUCAUUGUAGAAAAUCAUAUCAAAACUUUAUUUGAACUUCCCGCACUUUCAAAGGAAUUUACAGCACGCACAUUGCUUGAUAAUUUACAAAAACAUCUUAGAGCAUUAAAGGCAUUAAAUCAACCUGUUAAACAAUAG